AUGCGAACAAAUGGGGGUGCUAAGCUCAUAAUAGCUAGAAAUACUAGUCUCACUUCUGAGGAAGAUAAGAAAGUUCGCGCUUAUGCUUAUCAACGUAAGCAACCCUUGUUCGUAAUCAGGAUACAACCAUCCUUUGUCGUGAAGAACUUUAAUCUGGGUAUACCGAAAGAAUUUGCAAAUAGAUACUUGGACAAGAAACGGCCUUUCAGUCUCACAUUCAACGUCCAAAUUGAUGCUAGCAAAACUUGGCCAGUGUUAGUUGAUGCUGAUUAUACACAUGUAAAGUUCAGAAAAGGAUGGAAAGAUUUUGCAUUAAAAAACAAGUUAAAAGUGGGUGAUAUAUGUAUCUUUGAGUUGAUCAGGAAACACAAGUUCCAAGUUCAUAUAAUUCGUGUUAGUGAUGAGAAAAAUGCUGAAAAUCUAGUGUUCAAAACUGAGGAGGAGAUCCAUUAUCCGCUUAUAACAAAAGCAUGUAGGGAAAGCCCUCCCAAGAAGAGGAGAACUAAUGACCACACUAAACCUUGCUCUUCAGUGAAAGGGAUGCAAACAAGUAUGGAUAACAAGCUUAUAAUAGCUCACAAAAGAAAUUGGAAGCUCACUCCCGAGGAAUACAAGAGAGUUCGCGCUUAUGCUCAUCAAUGUAAGCAUCCUGUAUUUGUGAUAAAGAUGCAACCGUCCUUUGUUGAGUACAACUUUAGUGUGGGUGUACCGAAAACAUUUAGGAAGAGAUACUUCACAUACUUGGACAAGAAACAAUAUUUCAGUCACAGGUUCAAUCUUCGAACUGAUAGUGGCAAAACUUGGCCGGUUACAAUGUUUGCUAGCAAUACACAUGCUAAGUUGAAAACGGGAUGGAAAUCUUUUGCAUUAGAUAACAAGUUGAAUGUGGAUGAUACUUGUAUCUUUGAGUUAAUCAACCAACAAGAGUUUAAAGUUAGCAUAUUACGAGUUGCUAAUGCGAAGGGAAAUCACGAAAAUCCAGUCAAAAGUGAAGUUUGA
This is a messenger RNA of Chenopodium quinoa (quinoa), 999 nucleotides long. Its product is annotated as B3 domain-containing protein LOC_Os12g40080-like. NCBI's taxonomy places the organism in Eukaryota, Viridiplantae, Streptophyta, Magnoliopsida, Caryophyllales, Amaranthaceae. Gene Ontology annotation, molecular function: DNA binding. The transcript is spliced from 4 exons. Bases 1 to 999 code for a protein of 332 amino acids. The record is from RefSeq and is a predicted model, not a curated record.